Cotesia glomerata is the source of this 5333-nucleotide messenger RNA. RefSeq lists its product as uncharacterized. Lineage: Eukaryota; Metazoa; Arthropoda; Insecta; Hymenoptera; Braconidae. Gene Ontology annotation, cellular component: cytoplasm; plasma membrane. Gene Ontology annotation, molecular function: protein binding. The record is from RefSeq and is a predicted model, not a curated record. The transcript has 6 exons. The coding region runs from base 1366 to 4986 and encodes 1206 amino acids.
GUUUACCUGGAAAAAAUAAGAGGAAUAAAUAACGCUAAAAAAUUUUAACCACUAGAAAAAUAAAUAAUUAUUAUUUAUAAUAAUAAUAAUAACAACAACAAUAAUAAAUAUUUCUAGUGACAUUUAUAAUUCAACGCUCAGUAUAUAACUAAACUCAUUAUUUAUCAUUGUGUAAAUAUUUAAUUUUGAGAUAAUUUAAAUUUAAACAUUCAAGUUUAACUUGACAAGUAUUACAUUUAUGAGUUUACAAAUAUGUUAACCGCCAUCACGAUAUCACAAUAAAUACUUGUGUGUUACACUUUACUUGCAAGGUAUUAAUAUAAGAAUAAAUAAUACAUAUUUAAAGAAAAACUAGAUGUCACCUGUGUAAAGUGUUUUUAAUAAUUAUAUACUAUCCAAUAGAAGGAGUUACUUAAUUGUAUUUUGCAUUGGACUGGACUUGAUUAAUCAUAAAAGUUGUUAUGGUAUUUAUUAUCUGAUAUAAAUAAAAAUUGAUAUCAAAAAACAAGUAGUGUCAUAAAUAUUUAAUGGCAUUAUCAAUCACGUGUAGGUUGUUUGUAAGUAUACACGUGUUGUUGACAAAAAAUAAUAAUUAAAAAAUAAAAUAAUAGAUAUUUAAAAAUAGUGAGUGAGUAUGCUUUUGAUCAAUUGACACUUAUUCAAUAUCUAACGGAUAGAAUUUAAUUUAUUCUAUUCAUGUGACCAAACAGGUUAAAUUGGAUUAUACAACUAAGCGCUCGCCACCAAAAUGGAUGAAGAAUAAAAGAAGAAAGAGAGCAUUGAACUUUAUGUAUUUAAUUAAACGUGAAUGGUAUUUAUAUAUGUGUAUACAUACAUACAUAAAUAUAUAUUUCCGCGAAUGCUGUAAUAAUAAAAAUAAUGCACAUAAACAACACUGAAGACACUGAAGAGUAUCAAGCAUUGAGGAGUUACAUUGGUUCAUAAUGCCAACAGACAUCAGCAGAAACAGCAACAGCAGUCCAGGUGCAGUUAUAAUUAGAGCUAGCGGAUAGUUCAAGUGCGAAGGGGCCAUAGCACGAGUAAACCCAGCUGAAGUGAAGCAUUCGUGUGUUGAGAUCUCGAGUCAGCUCUCUUACUCUUUACUUAACUCAAAGUUUGCUUUAACAACUAGAGAAGAUAUCUAGCAACGACGUGGGCAAUUAUUGCGGUUUCUACUCGAUCAGUAUCGUAAAUCAUGUCAGAUGAGAUUGGUACCGGUCGAUCGAUGUUUAUGUGCUCGAGUAUUAAAAUAUUCUAAACAAUUAAAUUUAUACGUAUUUAUAUUUACAGUAAUUAAUAUUAAUUACUAGAUUUUUUUAAUUGUUUUGAUACAUUUAAUGAUAAUAAAUAGAUAAUAUAAUUAAAAUGACAAGCACGUGUGACUUGAGACAAGAGGAAUCAUCGUCAGUUGUUAUUAAAAGCGACUUGGGACGUGCUACGAGGAUGGCAAGAUUAAAAUUUCUCGUUGGAUUAAAUGCUACUGAUGAUGAUGAUACUCCGAAAGAUAACAUCAAUCAUGAGCGAGACAACCUUCCAAAUGUAAAUAAACAACUCGAAAGUAUUGGUACGUACAGCAACGUUAAUUCAAGUGACGGAGAUACUAACAAAGUUACUAAUGAUUAUGAUGAUGUAUUGGUUAAAGAUUAUCACGGUGAAGUACUAUACCAAAAUAACGUCGAAGCCUUGAAUAGUUUCAGUCAGUUAUGUACACAGUCGUUAGAUACAGCGCCUAGUAGUUGUAGUGUUACGUGCCCGAACAGUCCAACCAAGUCAAGUAAUUCGAGUAGUACUAUUGAUACAACUACAGUAAUGAGUAGUUGUGAAGGGGUUAGGAGACGACACAGUACUAGUGUUGAAAUUACUGCAUUGACUAAUGUUAAAACUGGACCAGAUGGUAUGCCGGUUAUAAGUUUUAGUUUUUUACACACCGAUGACGUUGAUCCUGGAGUGAGUGAUAAUAAUAUAAAUAAGAAAGAUAAUUUAAAUUUUCAUGGGUCAUGUGAUGUGUAUGAUUUUCCAAAAACACGUGGAUUAGGAGGUUAUGAUUCUAUUGGCAAAUCGGAGCAAGGAUUAUACGAGGACUUUCCAAAAACACGUGGAUUAGGAGGUUAUGAUUCUAUUGGCAAAUCGGAGCAAGGAUUAUACGAGGAUUUUGUAAACACAAGUACACGUAAGUCUUUAGAUUUAGAUUCUCUGUACGAUUUUCCAAAAACACGUCGCUUGAGUGUCCGAAGAAUAAAACUAAUGAGAAAUAAAGAUUUUAAGAUGGGCGGAGACGAGGAUAAUGACGACCGAGUGUACGAAAUUCCGAGGUCAAAAGAUGAUCUUGACCUUAAAAAGGAUAAAUAUUUAACUGACUCACAAAAAAAGUCUUUUCAAUCUUUGAACAUCGAGAUUAUGGAAACCGCUGUGGUUCCUAUUCCUAUCACUGCGGAGGGUUCAUACUCGGAUCCAGAGUGUCCGAAAGAAAGUUUGAAGAGUCUGGAGAAACGUAGAAAGCAUCGUCGGCUAGGUAAAGCCUGGACUCGCAUGCGAUCGUGGCUGCGUGAUGAGAAAUUAAAGCUCGGCGAAGUUGUUCAGAGGCACGCUAAACUCCAAGCUAUCGGUGUUAUUCGUGCAAAGCAAAGUGAGGAUGAUGAUGAUAAUGAUAUUAACAGCAAUAUCAGUAAAGGCAAAGGAGGUAACCGGUGUGGGUUUUAUGACCUAGUAGCAGCGCGUAACCGGGAAUUUGGUUCGGUCGUUGAGGAACAGGAGGAAGGUCAGGUCGCUUCUAUUGCUACAGUAUCUCAUACUCAUGAUAUUAAAAGGCCAGAUUGUGAGUAUGGUGGUGAUCAUGUAGAGGAUGAGGAUCAUGUGGAUGAGAAUUCUCACGACCUACAGACCCGGAAGGCUUUAGAAUGUUGUCAAGUUGAGAAAGUGAAGACGACGGGCAAGCCGGAAAUGAUGAGCGGAAAACUACGGAAGAGGAUUGCCAGCUCGGAGAAUGUCAGUAGGAUAAAGCUCAAGCUGACUCCAGUAUCUUUUAGCCUCGACAAAUUGUGUAACGACGAUGAUGAUAAUAAUAAUAUUAAUCAUAAUAAUAAUAACAAUAUUAAUAAUGAUAAUGACGAAGAUGAUAAUGAUGAUGAUGGCGGUAAUCGUCGUAAAGAUGAUUGUGGUGAUGGAGAUCAGGGGCUCAAGAAAAGACACAGAUUCGAAGACAAGGAAUUGCGAUCACACGUGGGGAAAGGUGGUUUAAUCAAGCGGCGAAUGCUCGGGUCAAUAAGAGGGUUAAUGGCAUCAACUCAUCUACUGCACCAGCAUGAUACUGAAGAGACUGGUCCCGGUGGCUUUGAAGACAUACGGAGAUAUGUUAAACAAGGCGGAGACUUUUGCAAAGAACUCGCAGCUAUUCUUCAUGAAAGAGCUGAAUUAGAAGCUUCCUACGCAAAAGGACUGUCCAAAUUAAGUAGCAAGUUAACGAAAGCCUGUUCAAAAGACCAAGGUGGAAACAGCUCUGGAGGUGUUAAUGAGGCGUGGAGAAAUGUCGGUGAAGAGAUGGAGGCUGCUGCUGAAGCUCACCGCGCUUGGGGAAUCGCUCUAAGUGAACAACUGGCAAAACCAUUGAGGGUGGGUGUAGCAGAGGCUCAAGGCCGUUCCCGUAAGGCCAUCGAGAGUUCAGUGGACAAGGCGUCGAAAUCGCUGCAGGAAUGGCGUGGAGUAGCGGCUAAAAGUAAGAAGCAGAGUUUUGCGUGUGCUCGGGAAAAUGAGCGGCUUCAAGAUUUGGCUCGGAUUCAAUCGAUUAGCCAAAGCCAGCAGAACAAUAACAAGACAUCGAGCCAUCAUAUGACCGAGAAAGAGGUCAAUAAACUUGAGAAUAGACGGAGAAAGGCCGAGGACUCGUCACGUAGAGCCGAUACCGAGUUCUACACUGUCAGCGUGAGAGCUGAGAGAGCGAGACUCGAGUACGAGAGCACUGUGAGAAAGGGCGCCAAGCAGAUGGAGUUACUCGAGGAAGAGAGGCUUAGUGCUCUCAAGGAUCUAGCUAAUGUUUAUUUGGCGCAUUUUCAAGCACUUGCUCCUCGUCUUCAACAGAGCGCUGACCGUCUAGCAACGCCAGUACGUAACUGUAGUGUUGCCCAAGAUAUUGAUAUCCUGAGAAAUUUAAUACGGCGUAUGGACAGUAACGAUGCGUCAAGUGUUGACCAGCUGCUUCCUGACUUUUACGCUGAGCACGUGACCUUGGCGAUGAAUCGUGAGCGACGAAAGCAAGCACUUGUGAGAGUGAUGCAUUUAAUAAGACAGGAUUUGGAGAGAGAAAGACGAGGGAGAGAAGGUCUGGAGACACUCCACCGUGCAUUUAUUCAAACACCUGCAUUCGCUGCCGACGAAAGUACUCAAAAUGUCACGGACAAAUUGCAUCACAUGCGUUCAAUGUUGACGUAUUUGGAGGCUGCUAGGUAUAAAGUUGCUGGCGCACUUGUUGAAGUUGAAGGUGGUAAAAGAGGUAAACAUCCUCUUGCUGAGCACAUUCUUGUAUCUCGCGACAAGCAGGGUCUUCAGCAGAGUGUUCUUAAGAUCCCCGCGUGGGCUAAAAAUGAAGUAUUCCAAUUUCCAGACGUUGAUGAGGAUCUUGUUGAUGAUAUUCAUUUGACUAAAGACGCCGAAAAUGAACGGCACCAGUGGAUCGAUCGCACUGCUGGAGACGGUAACUCGGAAAAUCCUCCGGACGAAGAGGACUUUAGUGAUUUUGAUGAAUUCAGCAGCCAGUCUGAAGAUAAUAACAAUCAGGAUGUUGACGUUUCUGAUAUGGGAGAUAAUAAACAUGAUCAGCUUGAGCAGUGUCGUGCUAUUUAUCAGUACGCGGCUAAUCUUAAUGAUGAAUUGAGCCUUACACCGGGUGAUUUGAUUACUAUACAUGAGAAACAACCGGACGGAUGGUGGAUUGGCGAGUGUGCGGGUAGAACGGGAAUAUUUCCUGCUACUUAUGUUCAAGUUAUCCGUUGAAUUGACUUUAAGCUGGGCUUAAUGACAGUAAUGCCUUCACAAGUGCCAAUUCCAUAUGAUUGAUCUAUUAUUUACACUUAAAUAUCCAUUUAAUCUUGUUUAUUAUUUUUUAAUUAAUUUCAAUCAUUAAGUGGCUAAUUAGUCGAUUAUAUGUAUUUUUAUUGUUGAAUUUUUCUUUUAUUAAUUCAUUCAUUCGUUUAAAAUCAUCGAGUAAUUGUUAAUAAGAAUAAGAAAUUGUUUAUAUUAUAUUUUUAAUUUGAAAAAGCGCUACCAAAUAAUGCACUUGUAUAUAACAUUUAAUCAUUUUUUAAUUGUAAAUAAAUAUCAUUUUUGAUUAUUAUUAAAAU